Megalops cyprinoides (Indo-Pacific tarpon) is the source of this 2487-nucleotide messenger RNA. Its product is annotated as SLC35A4 upstream open reading frame protein-like. Bases 62 to 370 code for a protein of 102 amino acids. NCBI's taxonomy places the organism in Eukaryota, Metazoa, Chordata, Actinopteri, Elopiformes, Megalopidae. The transcript is spliced from 3 exons. The record is from RefSeq and is a predicted model, not a curated record.
UUCCGGCAAUGUCCUGACUGCUUCUCCGUGCUCGUGAUCAGACACGUUUGACAAAGCAAGCAUGGCGGGUGACAAGGAUCCUCUGGACCGGUUGAUGGAUAUUGCAGCUCUGAAAGGUCAACUAGAGGACAUUCAGAAACGAGUGGAGAGUGAGGUGCAAGCUGGAGUCCCCCAGGGUGGCAGCGUGCUGGCCUCCCCCUUCCUCAAGGGGUUCCUGGCGGGGUACGUGGUGGCCAAGCUCCGUUUCACUGCCUUGACGGGGGUGAUAGUGGGCACCUGCACUGGCAUCUAUGCUGCCCAAAACUACCAGAUGCCCAAUGUGGAGAAAACCCUGAAAGAAUACUUUCAGUCGAAGAAAGGGUCCAAAUAAACCAGGAAUAGAGGAGAGUCCAUUUUACAGCUACAGGGAGGAAGCCUACCUCUCUAUACAACGUCAAAUCUGACUCUGGAAGAUGUUUCUACUUCUUUUUUGACCUAUUUGACUGUAAAGAGACUGGAAAAAAUACUUUGUUAUAUUUAAAUAGAGGAAUGUGGGCAUUUGGGACAAAGUGCAAAGAAAAAUUUGGUUCGUUAAAAGGGGCACACAAUAUUGGGGUCCAUUUUAUGGUUUGUGUGUUGGUGUAAAUGAGCAUGUGAUAAUGUUUUACCUGCAGAGAAUGCCAUUCAUGUUCCACGUGUUUGAUAACUGAGAGGAGACACGUCCGUGUUGUUUGCAGUCACCAUCUCUGGGAUGUUUCUUAGGGCUGCUUGUUUGCCUACCCAGCAUGGUUGCCUGUUAAAUCUUCAGUCUUCGACAGUCAAGAGAACGUGACCGUUUUCCCACUGUUAUAUGUGAGUGCAAUUUGUUGUUCUUUUGCUAUUUCUCUCUUGAAGUCUGGUGAGAGACUGAAAAGGAGACUGGUUUGAAGCUGAAUAUUUUUCUCUCUUUUCAAAUUUCUGCAGUAUGUAAACUUACCCUGGGCUUCUGUCCCCUGGCAGUGUAUUCAGACACUGUGAUGGCGGGCCAUUCCGACUGACCUCCCCUCCGUGAUUAAUAGGCCUCUCAGGGCUAAAAUAUAAAUGGAAACCCAGUCUCUCCUGUAAAACACCUUGAGCCCAGACAGAAAGGGGGGAGCCACAGCUUUUAACCUGAGCAGCUGUAGUAAUUCAUCAACAUCUGCAGCAACCUGUGCCCACCUGUGGGAAAGAUUCAGUCUAACCACAUAGUGCUUUGCCCUUAACUGUAACAAUUGUGGAGAAACAUCUACAGCAGUGCUACAUUUUUUUUUCGUAUUUUUUGUUUACGUUAGUGACCAGCAAACCCUGAAUGCUGUGUGAGUAUUCAGAAAAGAAAAACACACGUUCUUACAUGGCUAACUCAAAGUUAAGGACAGAGCACCUCAGUGGUUAUGUAGAGUUCCCUCCUUUCAGUUACUGUGGCCUCUCCUUGUCAGAAUGCCUCCCCACCAGCACCUGGUACGUGCUGCCUGGGGAGGGGUGGAGGUGGGGACUCUUCCUGGAGGAUCAGUCCAUGCAGUGGCUGAUUCUGGAUCACCUGACAGGCAGGCCUAGGGCCUUAGUAUGAAGAACCACUCCCUGCUUGUCCGAGGUAGUGCUAAAUGGGAUCAACCAGCUCAUCUGACACAGGAGGCAGGCUUUGCUUAUUGGAGAGACUGGCUUUGUGAUUAUUAUGGAGGGAAGGACAGCCAGUAGCCUGCUCAUGCCAGUGGUGACAUGGAGGAAUAGCUUUACUGAGCUCCUUACCUAUUCGGUAUCCCUGCUGUGCUGGCAAACGCCCUCUCCUGGACACUGAAAAAAUUGCAGCUCACACCUUUGCUGGCAGUCUGGUUCAACUCCUGCACUUCAGAACCACUCCUGCCUGGCUGUGUGUGGAGUAGAAAGUUCUGACUUGACCUUAAUGUUUUUACUUUUUUUCUACUGAGGUUAAAUGGCUGUUAAAAUGGGUCAUGCUUUGGAGUCCUCUGACCACCAUAUUUCACCAAGUGUUGUCUGGGACCAUGGGCUGUUCCAGAUAGCUCCUUAACAGGUGGUGCUACUAUUUUGAGACAUUUGUUUUAACUAAGCCAUAUGCACUUUGAGCACCACCUUACCUGACUGUUACACAGUUAGGACUCUGCAGACCUCUUUCUAUACUGUUGGGAACAGUUAAAUGUCCAUGGCUGAUAUAUUACUCCUUCAAAUUCACUGCCUUUUCCAGUUGCUUUAGUUCUUUUUUUUUCAUAGUAUUUGCUCAAUAUGCACCCUUGUUUAACUUGUUGGUAAAUUGUAUAGGCCUUUGUUUUCAUGCCAGCCUUUACUAAUAAGAUCUUUCCUACAGUGGCAUUUUACUGAAGUUAUGGAGAUGCAUUUACAUAUAAACAUUCUCCUUUUUUGCUAAUGAUCACAGAGGCUUGUUGAUCAAGCUAUUUACAUCUAAAAAGGUAUGGCUCAGAGCAAAAGUUUUCAUGUGUGGAAAUGAAAUUCAAAUUACACACCAAAUAAAUAUGU